AUGGCUGUCGAAACCAGAUAUUACGAGAUUCUCGAAGUAGAGGCUGACGCUUCCGAUCAUGAGAUCAAGAGGGCUUACAGAAAAUUGGCCAUGAAGUAUCACCCUGAUAAAAACCCUGAUGAAGGCGAAAGAUUCAAAGAGAUUUCUCAUGCUUACGAGAUCCUUUCUGAUCCUGAAAGCCGUGCCAGCUACGAUAGAUUUGGUGAAGAUGGACCUGGUGGAGGAGCUGGUGGAGGUUAUGGCAUGUCUGCUGAUGAUUUGUUUGCCAAUUUGUUUGGUGGUGGAGGUGGAGGCAUGGGCUUUGAUUUCGGUGGUGAAUUCCAUGGUCAUGGCAUGCCUCGUCGUCCUCGUAAGGGUGAAAGCAUGAGAUAUCCUCUCACUGUUACUCUGGAAGACUUGUAUCUCGGUAAAAAGACAAAGUUGGCAUUAGAGAAGAAUGUCAUUUGCUCCAAUUGUGAAGGCAGGGGUGGCAAGACAGGUGCUACUAGAAAGUGCGGUGCUUGUAAGGGUAAAGGCUAUUCAGUUGCUAUGCGUCAAGUUGGCAUGGGCAUGAUUCAGCAAAUGCAAGUGCCUUGUGGUGAAUGUGAUCACACUGGUGAAAUCGCAAAGGAAAAGUGUAAGAAGUGUAAGGGCAAGAAGGUGACAGUCGAGAAGAAGUACUUGGAGGUCUUUAUUGAGAAGGGUAUGGAAGAUGGUCAAAAGAUUGCCAUGAAGGGUGAAGGUGAUCAAGAGCCUGGUGUCGAGCCUGGAGAUGUCAUUUUGGUCCUGAAUCAAAAGGAGCAUGCUACGUUUACUCGCGAAGGCAAUGACCUGCUUGUCGAGGUCAAGAUCUCUUUGACUGAAGCUCUUUGUGGUUUUGACAAGGUCAUUGUUACACAUUUGGAUGGCCGUGGCAUUCAAGUCAAACAACCUGCUGGUCAAGUUAUCAAGCCUGGCAUGAUCAAGCGUAUUCCCAAUGAGGGUAUGCCCACUUAUAAGCGUCCUGAUAGUCGCGGUGAUCUCUACAUCAAGUUUGACGUCGAAUUCCCUGUUGACAACUUUACUGCUGAUUUCGCUUCAUUAGAAUCCAUCUUACCAAAGCGCAAAAAUAAGGCUUCCAAGCAAGAAAUUAUUGACGAAUGCAGUCUGAUGGAUGCCAGUAUGGAAGCAUUUGGUGCUUCAGGUCAAUCACGCAAUGCUUAUGAUGAGGAUGACAGUGAAGAAGAGGACCAUGGUGGUGUCCGUUGUGCUCAACAGUAA
Mucor velutinosus is the source of this 1239-nucleotide messenger RNA. RefSeq lists its product as uncharacterized. Gene Ontology annotation, cellular component: nucleus; cytosol; cytoplasm. Gene Ontology annotation, biological process: protein refolding; response to heat. Lineage: Eukaryota; Fungi; Mucoromycota; Mucoromycetes; Mucorales; Mucoraceae. The record is from RefSeq and is a predicted model, not a curated record. Bases 1 to 1239 code for a protein of 412 amino acids. Gene Ontology annotation, molecular function: ATP binding; Hsp70 protein binding. The transcript has 4 exons.